ACCACAGUGUUAUACCUUGAUUUUUCUCUUGAAGUAAAAUGCUUCAUAUGGGGAUACAAUAAGCUCUUCUGAGUGGUCAAUGCCACAUAGCUAGCAUACUUUUACUGUACUAUAUGUAUCUCAGAUGUAGUUAUAUGUAAACAAGAACCCUGUCAUAUAUAAGAGACUAGGAUUUUAUAUAGAGUUUCAAGAAAUGUAGGAGAAGGAAGAGUGCUCCAUAGCGUAAACCAGUACCGGAGGGUGGGUAAGACUAUAAGGAUCACAGCCACUUGGAUGGUUGUGUAAAUCAUACACAACAAUGAUGAGCGUAUAUACAGACUAAAAAAUUGUCAAGACAUUUGUUAAUUCUCCAUGGCAGCUGCACAAACGUUCAGCCUGUCCUGUGACACUAGGAACCAUCAUCUCCGAUCUUUCAACUCAGACGUUUCAUACAGGUGCAACAUGGGUAGCGUGAGCAGCCUGAUAGAGAAACAGGAGUUCUCACCAGAUGACAUUAACCUAGACUUCAAGCCCCUGUCAGAUUCACACAGUCCUGGAAAUAUUUUCAAGAGGGGCCUGAAUCAACGGGAACUGCUAAACUAUUUGAGCAUUGCGAAGAAAGAAGGUAAAAGUGGGAAGAAGUUAUCCUCAGGGCUGCUAUUCCGCAGAGAACGCAGCGUGGAAGGAGAAGAGAAUGACUAUCCAGUUUUGUACCAUAAAGAGCGCAGGGGGACAGAUUUUAGCAAAAGUUCCCUUCCAGAAAGGGGACGUUUUGAAAAGUCUCGCUUUGGACAAUCUGCAUUGAAGCCAUCGAAUGCUAAGAACUUUAUGUCAAUGCAAAGUUUAUGUUCCUCAGGACAGAAGUUAUCCAAAAGCAAUGGGAGCUUGAACACAUUAGGCAGUCUGAACAGUCCUCCUCGUCGUGGGCCACUAAAGUCUAAUAACAUUCACCAUAUGAGUCAGCAUGAGAGCGAAAAUGAUGAGAAUGAAAGCUUGUCAGAUUCAAGGCAGAAUUCCAUUAACAGCUAUAAUGCUUAUAGCCCUGGGUUUAGUGUAGCACAUGGCCAAAUCAGUGCUUCCACUGGCCAUAUAAAUCAUAUUGGUGGAUCAUUAGACCGAGCAUCCCGGGGGGUUCGAGACAUGGCAUCCGGAGAAAAGAAACCACUAUCCUGCAAGAGUAUGGCAACUUUGAGUCGCCUACAGUGUUCUGGAGAACCUCCACCUCCAUAUGAGUACUCUCAGUCUGUGGAGGAUGUAGCCCGCCAGCUAGAGGAAAGGCUAUAUGAAAAGAGUAUGGAAAUAAGACAGCUUAGAAGGAGUCCAAGUGACAAAGAUGAUCCUUUUACUCAGGUAUUUGAAGACAAGCGGCGUCUUUGGAUGGAAGAACUUGAAGAAUUAAAACAGAUGUACAUAUCUAAGCUGCAGCAGAUCUCUCAGCAGGCCCUGCGCAGCCAACGGGCCUUACAGCUGCAGCUUUACAAGGUUCAGCAGGAGAAAAAGCGUCUCCAUGAAGAACUGAACUCCCUGAAAGGAGAGUGUGAGCAGCUGAGGCAAAAACCAACCAAGACCGAAAAUCUUAGUCCUAAACUUGAAGAGUCCAAAUGGGAGAUUUCGCAGAAGGCUGGUGAGAUUUCUCUCCUAAAACAACAACUAAGAGACUGUCAAGCUGAGAUUACACAGAAAAUGGGGGAAGUAUUUUUGAUGAAGACGCAACUUCGAGACGCAAAACAUUUAGCAAAAGAAAAAGAGAGAGAGUCUACAGACUUAAAAGCUCGUCUUCAGGCUCUGGAGGCUUCAAAAGAAAAAUCUCCAACAAGUACUCAAGGAAAUAUCUUUAGCGUAGAUGAUCCAAAGUGGGCUCAAAAAGAAGCUUCAGAAGCUUCAGAGCUAGAGCGGGUAAAGGCCGAGUUGAUGCUAGAAAGACGUCAGAAUGAAGCACAGCUGCUAAAUUUUGAAAAAGAAAGGAAAAUUUGGAAAGAUGAAAAAGAGAAGGUGCUAAGGUACCAGAAGGAAAUCCAGGCAGGCUACCUAGAAAUGUAUCACCGCAAUCUGGCUCUUGAGAGACAGCUUCAGGAAGUCAGACCCAUUCCGGCUCAGUCACCGAGUACCCCCUCGCUUUGGAUGGACGCUGUGGAAUCAUUUGAAACAACAUGAAAUCUAGAAUAUAUAGUACUUUCUGAAACUAUGUGCUGGUCAUAGGAACUAUGAGUCCAGAUGAUGUAAGAACCUUUUACAGAAAAAAGUCUACUUCUUCUUGUGGUAAUGGUAUGUUGUGGUAAAGAGAAACCUGAUCAUUCUCUUUGGGUCACUAUUAUUUGGCCGUUAAAAGUUUUAUGCAACUAUGCCAUGAUGACUCCAACUUGACAGAUGUUGGCAUCACCCAGCAUAUCUUAGUUUUUUUGUACUCAUGUACUUUUUGAUAUAUAUUCAAUAUUAGGGAUUAAAAUGAGAUUGAACAAGUCAGCCAUCCAUGGUGCAGAUUUUGGACUGAAAAAUUAUCUUCUUCUUGACAUUGACACCACUGUGGUUGGAGGAUGCUAGUCCAGGACUAGAGAAAAGCUGUGUCCCGGAAUCCUCUUGCAGCACUUUAUUGCCUCAGGUCACCCGUUUAUUGAGGCUUAUGAAAAUAUAUUUUUUUAGAGCUGUGAAGACAAACCUAUAUUUUGUAGGAGCUUUUAAACCUUUAACCUCUUCAAUGGUGUGACAGUAGUUGUAUUGUAAUGUACAAUAUUUUAAUAACUGGCUGUCAUUUGUGGAUUGGGCCAGUAAACUAUUGGUCUGUCUGAAUAUUGAUGUGGUGAAUAAGAAUCCAGGAAGCAUAGCUUUUAGUAGCUGGAGGUGGUUCUGCUAACCUUUCGAGUCUGCUUACAGUAUUUAAGAUUCCAAAACUAGUUAUACAAGACAGUCACAUGUAUUGUUAUUGUUUAGCAGUGUAUAUCCUUCUGUCCCAGGACCAGUGAAAGAAAAGUUGGUGCCAGGCAGCCAUUGAAUUUGGACAUUUUUCCAUGAUAUCAGCUGUGACCAGAUAUAUUAUAACAACUCCUUCUGAAACAAUUUUUUCCUGUCAAGAUAUGUUUGGCCCCUCUCAUUUGCAGCCAUCCACAGCCUUGGUAGCAACACAAAAUCAAUACAGGCCCAAGACCUGCCCCCGAAUAAAUACAGACCCAAAACCUGCCUGCCAAAUAAACACAGACCCCAAACGUGACUCCCCUCAUCAAAAUCAAAUAAAUACAAAUCCAGACCAGCCCCCUCCCCCCCAAAAAAAGAAUAUAUAUACCUGACCACUCCCCCAAAAAAAAAAUCUCAAACAAAAAGGCCCUCAACUCUCGAAUGUGUAUGGAGGGAGAUUUCUACUUACAGAUCAUUUUGUUCUUAGAGAAGUAAGUUGCCUCCAGAGGUGUCUGGCAGUGGCUUACCUCUCCUCUCUCCAUUCAGAGCACAUGAAAACUAAGCCUGCUUAGGUCGAGUUAUCCUUGUGCAGGUCUCUCAGCUUUAGGCUUUAGUCACAUGUCAAAAGAUCUGCAGAAAAUCUCUAUGCAGACAUUCUGCAGACGCCGCAUAACAUGCCGUUGGUAGGACUGCUCGGGAAUCCGCAGUCUCAUAGACCGUAAUGUAUUCCGCGUGGAGUCCGCAGAAAGAAUGGACAUGUUAUGGUAAGUUUUCAGUUAAUUUAUGUAUUUCCAGGAACAUGGUGCUGUUUGUAGUAAAUAUUAAUGGCUACUGUGCAUUUUAGUAACCACCACUACAACAUGCUUUGCCUAUACUAUGUAUAUAUUAUUAUGCAUUUUUGUGAUUUUGUUUUUUAAACAAUUUUCAAACUUGAAAUGUGAAAAAUUCUACUGAAAAUAAAUUGAAUUACA
Messenger RNA from Hyla sarda, 3839 nucleotides. RefSeq names its product NEDD4 binding protein 3 (gene N4BP3). Gene Ontology annotation, cellular component: cytoplasmic vesicle. The record is from RefSeq and is a predicted model, not a curated record. Lineage: Eukaryota; Metazoa; Chordata; Amphibia; Anura; Hylidae. The transcript is spliced from 5 exons. Bases 352 to 2133 code for a protein of 593 amino acids.